AUGACAGUCAAUAGUACACGCUCUUUAAGAAAACAUGUUCAACGUUCAUUAGGUAAUGAUUUUGUUGAACCACCUUCGAUUAUGUCAACUAUGGUAAAUGAUGAAGUCGAUGACGAUGAUGAUGAUGAUGGAACUGAAGAUUUUCAACCACGAGCUGCAUCAUCUAAAGGACGACCACGUGGUGGAGGUGCAAAACAAUCACGAACAGGACGAAAACCAAAUUCAAUUAUAAAUCAAGUUGAUGAUGAAUCCAUGGAAACAAGUUCAAUUACAAAGACAACAACAAGUAAUACAACAUAUGCGGAUCAACAAUCCGAAGAAAAAGGAUAUUUUCAUCAUUUAUUGGCCGGUAAAACUAAUAUACAAGUAUUAGUCGAUCAAUGGAUUGAUUCUUAUCAAGCUAAUCGUGAUGAAGCAUUAAUUGAAUUGAUGCAAUUCUUUUUGGACUCUAGUGGUUGUAAAGGAAAAUUAACACAAGCUAUGUAUUUAAAAAUGGAGCAUGUUGAUAUGUUACGAUCAAUGACUGAACAUUUUGAUGAGGAUACAUCUGAAUAUCCAAUAGUAAUGUCUGGUUUACAAUAUAAAAAAUUUCGUUUAUCAUUCAGUGAAUUCGUUGUUCUAUUAAUUAAACAAUCAUCGUAUUCAGUCAUCUAUGAUCAAUAUAUGAUCGAUAAUCUUGUAACAUUAUUAACUGCUCUAUCGGAUUCGCCUGUUCGCGCUUUUCGUCAUACUGGAACUUUAGCUGUUUUAAAAGUUAUGACAGCACUUGUUGAUAUUGCAUUAACAAUAAGUAUACAAAGAGAUCAAUGUCAACGACAAUAUGACGCUGAACGACAAAAAACAAGUGCAAAACGCGCUGCUGAUCGACUUGAUACAUUAACAACUAAACGAAAAGAGCUUGAGGAAAAUGAAAAUGAAAUCAAGAGUUUUAUGAAUUUUAUAUUUAAAGGUGUUUUUAUUCAUCGUUAUCGAGAUGUUGUACCUGAUAUUCGAUGUUUAUGUAUGAGUGAACUUGGUGAAUGGAUGAAGAGUUAUCCGAUGGUUUUUCUCGACGAUAUUUAUCUUAAAUAUAUCGGUUGGACUUUAUAUGAUAAAGUUGGAGAUUGUCGUCUACGUUGUUUGCUUGCAUUAAUACCAUUAUUUCAAACAACAGAUUUUGUUGGUAAACUUGAAUUAUUUACAAAUCGAUUCAAAGAUCGUAUUGUACAAAUGACAGUUGAUUGUGAAUAUGAAGUAGCUGUACAAGCAGUCAAACUUUUAACAGCUGUAUUGAAAUUUAGUGAACGAAUCCUUGAAGAUAAAGAUUGUGAAAAUAUUUAUGAACUUGUUUAUCAUUCACAUCGACAAAUCUCGCAAGCAGCUGGAGAAUUUCUUAAUCAAAAAUUAUUUCAUAAAGCUGAACAACCAUCGAAUUCAUCAAAACGACGUAGUCAAAAUACUGCUUUUAUGUAUUUACUUGUACAAUUCUUUAUUGAAAGUGAACUUCACGAGCAUGCAACUUACUUAGUUGAUUCAAUGUGGGAUCAACAUUUAAUGAUGAAAGAUUGGGAAUGUAUGACAGAUAUAUUACUGGAAGCACCCGAUCAAGAAGAAGAUCAACUUGACGAUCAACAUGAAAAUGCACUUAUUGAAAUUAUGGUUUGUUGUGUACGUCAAGCUGCAACAGGCGAAUAUCCAAUAGGUCGUGGACAACCAAAUCGAAAAUUAACUAUGAAAGAACAAAAACAAAAAGAAGAUGAUAAAAAAGUGUUAACUGAUCAUUUUAUUAGUACUUUACCACGAUUACUCAAUAAAUAUGUUGCUGAUGCCGAUAAAUUACUAAACUUAUUACAAAUUCCAUUGUAUUUUAAUUACGAAGUUUAUACAACAACACGACGAGAACGCGAUCUUGAUGUUUAUCUAAAUGCAUUGAGUGACAUUGUACAACGACAUACAACAGCUGAAAUUUUUGAUGCUGUCUCAAAAUGUUUUGAAUGCAUAUGUGAUGUUAGUUUCACAUUAUCAAAUAGAGCUAUUGCAUAUCGAGGAAAUAUUAUUGAUAAAAUCCUAGCAAAUUUUAAUGCAGCUAUGGGUAUUUUUGAAGAAAUGGAUGAAGCAGAUGAAGAUGAUUUAUAUCCAUUGUUACUUAAUUUACGAAAAAUAGAUGCAUUUCAUCAAUGUUAUGACCUAGGAAAUGUUGACUUAUGGGAUAAAAUACAUUUGCUGUUUAAAGCAACGGUUGAUAAUGAAGAUAUGUCACCAGAGAUUGCUGAUAAAUGUUUUGGUAUUGCUAAUCGUAGCAUACUUUGGGGAUUAUAUCAGUUAGAUAUACAAUUCGAUAAGGAUUUAUUGAAAAAACUUGUUAAACGAAGUCGUAAAUUAUGUACAUUAUGUCAAAAAUUAAUGUUACAUACGAAUACUCAAAUAUGUCAUUAUGCAUAUUCAACAUUAUGUGACUUAUUGAUUAGUUUGAGUCCUCAUUUAGUUGAUAAAAAUCCGGAUUAUCAAUCGCUUACCAUUGAAAUUAAUGAAAAUCUUAUUCAAUCAUUAUUAACAUUUUUAAAUACGUAUAUCUUUUUUGCAGAAGAGCCUAAAAAUCAAGAUGAACAAGCUAAAAUUGAAACUCUUCAUAAAAGACGUAAUCUUCUUGCUGCCUACUGUAAAUUAAUUGUACAUAAUGUGUUACCAAUUCAAGCUGCAACAAAUAUACUAAAAUACUAUGUUAAAUAUAGCAACGAUUUUGGUGAUCUAAUUAAAAAUACAUUUACACGUGCUCGCGAUAUUUCUAAAAUUCAUACUGCUAAAACCAUGGCUUAUAGUCUAAUGGCUGUUUUUAAAGAUUGUGUUGCUAGUCGUGAUGCUGCCCAACAAACAGCGGGAAACGAUGCAGUUAUUAAUAUUGAUCUAUCACCAUUAAGAGAAUUAGCGCGUCGAUUCAAUCUUUCAUUUGGUCUUGACAUGGCUAAACAACGAGAAGCACUAGCUGCUCUUCAUCGUGAAUCUAUUCGUUUUGCAUUGACACCUUUAUUCAAUCACGAUGAUCCAACACAACCUGGUCCAAAUGUUCUCUUCCUUGAAGUAUUACCCGAAUUUUCUUCGAAACUUCUUAAACCAGAUAAAAAAGCAAUUUUUGAUCAUGUUGAUAAACUCAUUCAUAGUGCAACGAUCGAAGGUGAUGCAUGGCAACCAUUAAUUAAUUAUCGUCGUAUACUUAAUGAUGAGCCUGGCUGCGGUGUUGCUCCUAAAACUCGUGCAUCGACAACUACUCGAGGUCGAAAACGUGCAAUACCACAAGAUGACGAUAAUUCUCGAUCAUAG
This is a messenger RNA of Rotaria socialis, 3297 nucleotides long. The record is from the annotation of a GenBank genome assembly. NCBI's taxonomy places the organism in Eukaryota, Metazoa, Rotifera, Eurotatoria, Philodinida, Philodinidae.